Messenger RNA from Bicyclus anynana (squinting bush brown), 1713 nucleotides. RefSeq lists its product as uncharacterized. The record is from RefSeq and is a predicted model, not a curated record. The coding region runs from base 224 to 826 and encodes 200 amino acids. The transcript is spliced from 2 exons. NCBI's taxonomy places the organism in Eukaryota, Metazoa, Arthropoda, Insecta, Lepidoptera, Nymphalidae. Gene Ontology annotation, cellular component: extracellular region. Gene Ontology annotation, molecular function: chitin binding.
AGAAUCGACAUGCCACUUGGUUACAGGGGCUGUUUCUGGUCUUUCAGAUUAUGCUUUAGGAAGAAUAAACAAACGAUAAGAAAAUUUCCAGCCGACUCAUAAAAUGAUGUAGGUAGUAUCUUGUGUGGAGAUUCGUCGAGUUGAUAAUUUAGACGUAGAGUUAAUCCUCACAGAUUAUGAUAUAAAAUGGCGUAAAUUUCCUUUUAUUAUUGAGAUUGUCAGGAUGGAGGGAAAGUGGAGUAUCGUCGUAUUUUUGGUACUAUGCUUCACGUGGCAAGUAAAAGGCGCCGUUACCUGUGCAGCAAACGGUCGCUAUCCGGAUCCAGUUGACACAACCUGCAAGAACUAUACCCUCUGCGUCGCUCUCACCAACGGCAGUUUCAUCGGCUACAACUACGUGUGCCCCACUACGUCACUGUUUAACCCAGCCUUGGCACAAUGUACCACCAACUACAUCUGCAACGUUACCAGUUCAGUAUGCACUACUGAAGGCUUCUUUGAAGAUCCCAGUUCAACAACUUGUUCGACGUUUAUAUCGUGCGUCAACGUUAGUGGAACAUUCGUUCAGACAACAUAUACUUGCCCAUCUGAUACAUUUUACAAUCCAGUCACAACGUUGUGUGAAGCGGAUUAUGUUUGUACAGCCACUUGCACCGCUCCCGGUAGAUUCGCUAAUACAACGGAUACAACUUGCAAGAGUUAUUUCUUGUGCGUCACCGCAAAUAAUGGGACGAUUGCCCAGUAUCCGUACACUUGUCCGUCAGUUUCUGUGUUCAGUCCGACAACAAGACUUUGCACUACUUCAUAUACUUGUCCAACUUCUUAGAACAUCACUUCUAAUACCUUUUACAAUCCAGCCAGCAUUUAUUAUGUCAAAUAAACCAUGUUUGCACAAUCCCUUGCAGGGCUCCCGGUAGUUUCGCUAAUACAACGGAUACAACUUGCAAGAGUUAUUUCUUGUGUGCCACUGCAACUAAUGGGACGAUUGCCCAGUAUCCGUACACUUGUCUGUCAGUUUCUAUGUUCAGUCCGAGAACAAGAUAUUGCAUUACUUCAUACACUUCUCUGACUUCUUAGAACGUCACUUAAUAAUAAUCCAGUCACCGUUGAAGUAAGUUAUAGUUGAUUAUUCACGUGCAGCGUGUCCGGUAAAUACGCUAAUUUAGGGGAUAGAAUUUGUAAAGACUGUUUGUUGUGCGUUACUAAAUAAUUGCAAAUAAUAAUAAUAGGACAAUUUUAUUGCCUAGUGUUCCUGCACGGAACUGGUUCGAGGGUUGGUUAAUUUACAAAUAUUAUAUGUCUGUGAUGCGAGAGCUCCUAGCUCUUAAAUACGUAUGGCAAGGAUCCAUAGAACAUUUUGUACAACUGUUUACUAUCAAGUUAAUUUAUCGUGAGUAGCUUCAUCUCGAUGAGACGAUCAACUUUUUUAUUUACGCAAUAUUCUUGAUUCUGGUAGCUAACUGAGUUACCAGGAAAUGAAAGUGAGCGUCGGAACGAGAACCUCGCAAUUUGUGGGACAUUGUGGCUGUUAAGUUGUAUAACUAUUAAUUAAUCUACAGUAAAAAAAAACAUCUGGUUAGUAACAACUUUUGAUAAACUACCCUCCUCCUACUUUGUAUCAAUAACGAGGUUAGACGUUAGACUCUUUUAUUGAUGUGUGAUUUUAAUGUGUGAAAAUUUUGCGAACAUGCUGUGUUGCGCUUUGCCGGUGUG